Molecule: messenger RNA, 219 nt
Organism: Nomascus leucogenys (northern white-cheeked gibbon)
Lineage: Eukaryota; Metazoa; Chordata; Mammalia; Primates; Hylobatidae
Product: beta-defensin 104A
Biological process (GO): innate immune response
Cellular component (GO): extracellular region
Source: RefSeq, a predicted model, not a curated record
AUGCAGAGACUUGUGCUGCUAUUAACCAUUUCUGUUCUACUCUAUCAAGAUAUUCCAGUGAGAAGCGAAUUUGAGUGGGACAGAAUAUGUGGUUAUGGGACUGCCCGCUGCCGGAACAAAUGUCGAAGCCAAGAAUACAGAAUUGGAAGAUGUCCCAACACCUUUGCGUGCUGUUUGAGAAAAUGGGAUGAGAGCUUACUGAAUAGUACAAAACCCUGA